AGCCAGUGAAGUCGAGUUUCAAAGUUUAUUGUGCGUUACAUUGUCGAAGAAAAUUUAAAACCUCGCGUACUAUUUUAGUAUACGCGAGACAAAAUAGUGUUCCAUUGAAAAAAAAUCUUUAUAACAAUACAACAAUGAGUACGCAAGCAGAACGAUCAUCAUCGGCCCCCAAAGACAUGUCGUUUGCCGAGAGACAAAUAAAACGCAUCAAAAGACUGCGAUCGCUGCACACUGCUAGAAAUGAAGCAAGGACGCACAACCAACAUGAAGUAGUUGCUGAACAGGCUAGGAAUAAGCUUCCGCCGAACUACGAGGCCAAGGGACGACAAGCUGAAUGGCUGCUCGACGACCAAGCAAAGCAUCAAGAGGCAGAGAAAGCAGUGAAAGAUUACGACAGAGUGAAUUUAUUAAACUUAUUAUCAGCAGUAGAAGCUGAGCGAUUUAAAUGUAAAAAGAAGAAAAGGAAUCCUGAUGAAGGAUUCUCCACAUAUGAACAAGCUACCGUGAGACAACACAACAAGCUGGUUAAAAUUAUGCCAGCUGCUGAUAUGGAACAGUAUGAGAAACAGAAGUAUGGCGAUGCUUUCCAUAGUGAACCUAAUGUAACCAUUCAUGAGAUGCACAAGGAUCGAGAGGAAGCGAUCGACAAGAUGGUUAAUGACCUGUUGGAAGAGCAGAUUGUUAAAAGAGCUCGCUACUCUAGAAGCCGAGGGUAUUUUGAUGAUACAGAUUACUACAUCAAUGACAAAAUCGCCAAGUUCAACAAGAAACUGGAGUUUGAAGAUUGGAAACUAGGAAGAUCAUACACAACAGAACUAGGAACUGCCAUUUAGUUUCUGCACGUUGUAACUAUAAAUACGAAGCUAUUGUAGGUAUAUAUGUAUAGAAGUUAGAGUUAGGUGCUUUAGAUAUAAAUUGUAUGGCAUAGGUAUAUUUUCACUAGAUAGAUAUCGUGUUAAUCUAGUUUAGCUUAAGUUAUUAAUUUGUAUCAUAGUUGCUCCAAACACAAAGCAAUGGAUUUAAUUAUUGUGUUUGGAAGA
Spodoptera litura is the source of this 1040-nucleotide messenger RNA. RefSeq names its product pre-mRNA-splicing factor Syf2-like. The record is from RefSeq and is a predicted model, not a curated record. NCBI's taxonomy places the organism in Eukaryota, Metazoa, Arthropoda, Insecta, Lepidoptera, Noctuidae. Gene Ontology annotation, cellular component: Prp19 complex; post-mRNA release spliceosomal complex; catalytic step 2 spliceosome.